GCAGUAGUUCCUUACAACGCAACAUUUCCAACGUAACUUUGAUAAACGAAGAUGAAGGUCGCAUCGUUCAAGAUUGUUUUCAUUAUCCUGGCUCUUAAUGCCUUCCCAUCGAAGCAAGUCGCUUUGGGAAGCAAAGCCUCUUCGACCUCGGCAGCUAUGAGUAUUCUGUCGCGCUGCCCCCAAAGCAAGUGCUUGGUAAGAUUCCUUCCCCGCUAAAGUUGGCCGGCUUGAGUCUUAAUGUUAUAAUAUUUUAGGGUCUGAGAUAUUGCUUUCUCUUUCUUAUAAAAUUAGACGGAUGCAGUUUCUUGCCUUGCCGGAGCGCAGUACAGCAACGCCAAUAACUCAGGUGUGAAGAGGGAAUACGCUAUUGUUUACUAUUUUGAAAGGAAAAGUCAUGAUUCUUCUUCAAGCUUCUUAAGUUUCAAAAGCAAAGCGGUCAAUAUUUCAAGAUACGAAUAAAUGAAAACAAGAGCCAUAAUGGCUCUUGAUGAAAACUUUGUUCCGUCUGAAAUUAAUUAAACGUAACGUAAUCUGUUUUUUUCUACCCAACUAUAAAAUUGUUUUACGACUCUAAACUCGCAAUUUUAAUACUAAAUUACUAAAAACAGCUUUUUAUUGAAGGAGAGAUGUGGCGGAUAACUACUUCAUUAAUUCAAACUUUUAUCUGACAAUUAAUCACUGAUUAUAUUAUUUUCCUAUUUGGUAUCUUAGAUCAGGCGAAAAAAGUGGAAAAACUAGAGAAAGAGGUGAGUUUCUAUUUCUCAAAGACGCUUAGCUCUAGAAAAAAGUGCAAAAAAAGGAAGGUUUUUCUUCAUGUCAUUUAACAUUCUAAAAGAUUCUUUUUUUCAUCCGAUGUUCACCAACAUCGAUCGGUGGUUUAAUUGGUUAUGUUUAAAGAGAGUGAAUUUAUCUUAUUUACUGGCGUUUGUUUAAGUCCAAAUAUAUUGAUGUAUAUUCUGAUCCCAACAACAUAUUUCCACGUCACAUCUUGCGGGGGCUUAGUGAUCACAGGAGACUGCCUUUAAGAGUGAAUUAGUUUUUAUUAUAGAUUUAAUGGUCGUGUUUAACAGCUGGAGAGUUCAAAAGAGUGUCAAAUAAUCAUUAUUAUAUUUCUUAUUCUUCUUUUCAUUGUCUUUUUAUUUAUUUAUUUAUCUCUUUAUUGCGGGCAACAAGAGAAGCCCAAAGUCGUAAUCGCCAGGUUUUUAUCACGCAUUCGUCGCAUGUAUGAAGCAAGCAUUAGUUUGAACUUCCACUAAGAAUGUACAGAAUGCACGGAACGCAAUUUCAUGACUCACGUUUAGACCUUCUAUCACCCGCAAUAUGAUCACGCGUGUUUCGACCAUCUAUCACGGAAAACUUGACUUUUGCAAAGCACAGCGUUAGAGCAAAAGCGUUUUGACCUUCGAUUGUUGUCCUCGCAAUUAGUAACCUUUGGUUAUUACUAGUUUACUUAUUUUUUUUUUAACUCUCCCAAAGGUCGCCAACUUAAAAGCAGAGCUGGCAAAAGCAGGCAAACCUUCUGGCUUCGCUAUGCUUGACAGCAAUGGUCGCCUCCCCCACAGCCUUCUUGACGCAGGUUAUGAUAAGUACUCUGCGUACGACUUGGCGUGGCAGUCUCUCCACAUGGCGGCUGCUGCUGCCUGCAGAGGUAGCACAGCUUCAGGAGGAUCUGGUUCCUGGGAUAACCAAGUGAUGACCAGAAACACCGCUGACAAGAAGACUUGUGCUUGGAUUUGUGCCCAGACUGCUUUCCGCAACUGUCACGCAGAGGUUUCUAUAUAUGGAAAGAAGGGCAAGGCCACGCAGAACGGAAUGACCGUGAGCUGGUUUUACAACUACGGCUGUAACUAUGCAGCCAAUGGAGGAAGUGAGGCGUCUAGUUCUGACGAAACUGUCUGGAACAAAGGUUACAGUUAUUUCAGCUUCUGUUGCUGUCGAAAGUAAAAUCCAGAACAGUUUUUGUUACCAGGGCGAUUAAAAU
Messenger RNA from Porites lobata, 1981 nucleotides. The record is from the annotation of a GenBank genome assembly. Lineage: Eukaryota; Metazoa; Cnidaria; Anthozoa; Scleractinia; Poritidae.